Molecule: messenger RNA, 2171 nt
Organism: Gadus macrocephalus (Pacific cod)
Lineage: Eukaryota; Metazoa; Chordata; Actinopteri; Gadiformes; Gadidae
Gene: ldhd
Product: lactate dehydrogenase D
Exons: 11
Coding region: 97-1572 (491 amino acids)
Biological process (GO): lactate catabolic process
Cellular component (GO): mitochondrion
Molecular function (GO): D-lactate dehydrogenase (cytochrome) activity; FAD binding; D-lactate dehydrogenase (NAD+) activity
Source: RefSeq, a predicted model, not a curated record
UGCUUGUGUUCAACCGGAAGUACUUUGAACAGUAUACCAGUUAAAGUAUAAUCUUGAAUGUCGCAGUUUGUCAACUAGUUGAAUAGUGCAUGCACGAUGCUCUUUACUGUGUCACGGACGAGACGCUUGCGCCAGUGCGUGUCACGUCUUUUGCAAUGUCGCUACAUUCAGAAAGAACAUACUCAAACUAAUGGGGGUUUGAAGAAAGCAAUCUCUGCCUUCACAUCUGUGUGUGGUGAAGAUGGGGUCUCAACAGGGGAAACUGUCAGGGAACAACAUGGCAGGGAUGAGUCUGUUCACAGAUGUCGCCCUCCAGAUGUGGUUGUUUUUCCACGUUGUGUGGAGGAGGUCAGUGCCCUAGCCAAGAUCUGUUAUCGUCACAACCUUCCCAUCAUUCCCUUCGGCACCGGGACUGGUCUGGAAGGUGGCGUUGGCGCUUUGAAGGGGGGUGUUUGUUUCAGCCUCAGGAAGAUGGACCAGGUGCUGGACGUCCACCAGGAGGAUUUUGACGUGACCGUUGAGCCCGGUGUGACUCGCAAGGCCCUCAACUCCUACCUCCGGGACACUGGGCUGUGGUUUCCUGUAGACCCUGGGGCCGAUGCGUCCCUGUGCGGCAUGGCUGCCACCAGCGCCUCUGGUACCAACGCGGUGCACUACGGGACCAUGCGGGAGAACGUCCUGAACCUGGAGGUGGUCCUGGCCGACGGGUCGGUGGUGCACACCGCGGGGAAGGGCCGGCGUCCCAGGAAAUCUGCGGCGGGCUACAACCUCACCAACCUGUUUGUGGGGUCGGAGGGCACGCUGGGCAUCAUCACCAAGGCAACGCUGCGCCUGUAUGGCAUCCCGGAGGCCGUGGUGUCCGCCGUCUGCUCCUUCCCCUCGGUGCAGGCCGCCGUGGACAGCACUGUGCACGUCCUGCAGGCCGGGGUGCCCAUAGCCCGCAUCGAGUUCCUGGAUGACGUGAUGGUAGAUGCGUGCAACAAGUUCAACUCUUUGUCCUACCCUGUGACGCCUACUCUGUUCCUGGAGUUCCACGGAACAGAGGACAGCCUUGACGAACAGGUACGCACUACAGAGGAGAUCACGAGUGCCAAUGGGGGGGCCGAUUUCCAAUGGGCCCGAGAUGAGGGGACGCGAGCCCGCCUGUGGAAAGCCCGCCACGAUGCCUGGUAUGCUGCUCUGGCCCUCAGACCUGGUUGUAAGGCUUAUGCCACAGACGUGUGUGUUCCUCUAUCCCGCCUGCCUCACAUUAUAGUUGAGACCAAGGAAGACCUGAUCCAGAAUGGACUCACAGGACCCAUAGCUGGUCACGUAGGAGACGGUAACUUCCACUGUAUCAUGGUGCUGGACCCAGACGACUCAGACGAGGUCCAGCGGGUCCACCAGUUCACAGAGAGGCUGGCCAGGCGGGCGCUGGCCCUGGAGGGCACGUGCACCGGGGAGCACGGCGUGGGCCUGGGGAAGAGGGCCCUGCUGCGAGAGGAGAUGGGCCCCGGAGCCAUGGGCGUCAUGCAGAGCCUCAAGGAAUCCCUGGACCCCAAGAACCUGAUGAACCCUGGGAAGGUUCUAUGAAACUCUGCGUGUUAACCUGUCUGCCCUGUUUUACUGCUGAUUCAGGCACAGAGGGUGGGCUGAGGGUUUCUUUCAAUAAUAGCAUGUGUGGGUUGAACAUGAGCGCUCUUUCUCUUUCUCUCUCUUUCUUUCUCUUUCUCUCUAAUUUGAGUUUUGUUGAAUUAGUUGUAAUUUAUGAAAUAUUUGAUCCAUCCACUUCUGAUCUUUUUGUAUUUUAGGAUCAUAUUUUUCUGUUCUAUUCUUGUUAUUUAACUGGUUAUUAUUACAGUACUUCUUUGUGAGAAAACACUGUCAUACUGGUCUCGACUUGCAGUACAACGGCGGCUUGUAAUAUAUAAUUGGGCUUACAUAAAUGGUCAAACAACGUCUUGUAGACUGAAGGGAUAUGGUGCAAUAAGUAUAUGAGCCAGCAGGGGGGAGCAGCGCGGAGUUUUUAUCGGUCAGAUCAGGUCACUAAGGACAAACUCAUUCUUCAAGUUGUCAUUCGGAUUAUAUGCAGCCAAAUACUAUAAAUUCAUUCUUUAUUCUUUCUUUUUUGUUGUGAAAUGUUUUUUCAAUUUGACAGGAAACAAAAACAAUAAAUAAAUACCUCAAUCAUA